UAAAUUAUUUUACAAAAUUUAUUAUUUAAAUUUAUUUACAAGAUUAUCAGUUUAUAACUUUAUCUCACAAAUCCCGACAAUUCCAUACCGACACUUUCUAACAAUUUUCUAACCAAAUUUUCUAACCAAAUCUUCUAACCAAAUCUCUCUCACUCAAUUAACUAAUUAACUAAAUAAAUAAAUAAAUGAAUUAUUGUGUGAAAUUGUGUUUAUUGUGUGGCGAUGCAGCGGAUGUGUGAGAUGGUAGUUCCGCUGUUGAAAACUGACACUCAGAGCCAGUGGUGUCGUUAUCACAUACUAAACGUACAAAUUCUACAACUUCUACUCAACGAAGGAUACAUCAGAGGCUACUCCGUCCACGGCGAUCGCAUCAACAUUCUACUCAAACAUUACAAAGGCGCUCCCGUGAUCCGUAACGUGCGUGUGAUAUCAAAGCCGAGUCGUGAUAUUUGGGUGACGCCGCACGAGUUAAAGUCAAGGACGAGGUUUAACACUGGCCUUUGGGUACUACAAACGCCCGUAGGCGUUGUUUCCCACAGGGACUGUAUUAACAUGGGAAUCGGCGGGAAAAUGCUCAUCGCUGUCAACAACAACUUUCAACACUUCUCAUAACCAACACUAUUUUACUAUCAUUAUU
Molecule: messenger RNA, 637 nt
Organism: Theileria parva strain Muguga
Lineage: Eukaryota; Apicomplexa; Aconoidasida; Piroplasmida; Theileriidae
Product: Ribosomal protein S8 family protein
Exons: 2
Coding region: 223-612 (129 amino acids)
Biological process (GO): translation
Cellular component (GO): ribosome
Molecular function (GO): structural constituent of ribosome
Source: RefSeq, a predicted model, not a curated record